Rhopalosiphum maidis (corn leaf aphid) is the source of this 1253-nucleotide messenger RNA. RefSeq names its product translation initiation factor eIF-2B subunit alpha (gene eIF2Balpha). The transcript has 9 exons. Gene Ontology annotation, cellular component: eukaryotic translation initiation factor 2B complex. Lineage: Eukaryota; Metazoa; Arthropoda; Insecta; Hemiptera; Aphididae. Gene Ontology annotation, molecular function: guanyl-nucleotide exchange factor activity; translation initiation factor activity. The coding region runs from base 302 to 1210 and encodes 302 amino acids. The record is from RefSeq and is a predicted model, not a curated record. Gene Ontology annotation, biological process: translational initiation.
AUCUGUACAUUUUUAUCUACGUGCCGCAGCACUGCAGCAGUACAUAUAUAGCAGCUUCAAUAAGAUACAUUAAGUUGAUCUUGAUUGUUGAUGUCAUCACUCAUCAACUAUACCAUACACUUUAUAAAAACACAAUUUUUUUUUUAAAUAAUAGUAUGAUAUUAUAGUUAAUUAGGUAAUUAACUCUAAUUAUUAUUAGUUAAUAAUCUCGUUAGCAUAAUAUUUAGUAAAUACUCAUUUUGUUUGCUGAUUUUAACGUUUCACUGACAGUAGUUGAAAAUUCUAUAUUUGUGUUUAAUUAAUGUCUAAAGAAGAGGUAUCUCAAUAUUUUAGUAAUAUUAUGGAAAAAGAGUCAGAUAUAAGUGCUAGUAUAGCAGCAAUCACUACACUAUUGAAAUUAUUGGAACAUGAUAAAUCUGAAACUGUACAAGAACUUGAUUUUAAUUUGCAAUCUGCAGUUGAAGUAAUUACAAAUAGCAGUUUCCGUGUUACUGGUGUAUCUUCUGGAUGUGCAUUAUUUAUGCGGUUUAUAACGUUUGCUAAGUUGGAUAAUAUUACUUUUGCGGAAUGUAAAAAAGUAAUGUUGGAUCGAGGAAAGGUAUUUUUGAAGAAACUUACUGAUGCAAGAAAUAAAGUUGCCAAAAUUACUCUUCCUUUCUUUGUUGAUGGCACUAAUAUCUUGACACAUUCAAAAUCUAGAGUAGUGUUAGAAGCCAUGAAAUUAGCAGUAAAUUCACAAAAAAGAUUUCAUGUUUUUGUAUCGGAAUCAUCUCCUGAUAAAAGCGGAAUUGAAAUGUACAAUUGUUUGAAGGCACUUGAUAUUCCUUGCACAUUGAUAUUAGAUUCUGCUGUUGGCUACAUCAUGGAAAGGGUCGAUAUGGUUAUGGUUGGAGCUGAAUGUGUCGUAGAGAGUGGUGGAAUCAUUAAUAAGAUUGGAAGUUGUACUAUGGCUAUUUGUGCUAAAGAAUUCAAAAAACCAUUUUAUGUGUUAACAGAAAGUUAUAAGUUCUCCCGAAUGUAUCCUCUGAAUCAGAAAGAUUUACCUAAUAAUUUCAAAUACACUGGAAACAAUUUAAAUGAUGAUAAUUUAUUAAGUGCUCACCCUUCGGUGGAUUAUACACACCCAUCAUACAUCAGCUUGCUUUUUACCGACCUUGGAAUAUUGAUGCCAUCAGCUGUAAGUGAUGAAUUAAUAAAACUCUACUUGUAAAUGUACAAUAUGCAUUUGAUAUGUUGAUUAAAUUAUGUUAAUA